This is a messenger RNA of Pseudophryne corroboree (corroboree frog), 2353 nucleotides long. It is a transcript of the gene WDR73, whose product is annotated as WD repeat domain 73. The coding region runs from base 509 to 1705 and encodes 398 amino acids. The transcript is spliced from 9 exons. The record is from RefSeq and is a predicted model, not a curated record. Gene Ontology annotation, biological process: cytoplasmic microtubule organization. Gene Ontology annotation, molecular function: protein binding. NCBI's taxonomy places the organism in Eukaryota, Metazoa, Chordata, Amphibia, Anura, Myobatrachidae. Gene Ontology annotation, cellular component: cytosol; spindle pole.
GAGGCCCUGUGCUGCUGCCUGGUGGAGGGGGUGAAUAACACACCUGAUAACAAGGGGGAACAGGCUUAGACAGGGCAGCCACAGCAUGUGAUUGUUGUACUACAACUCCCAGAUGCACACAGGCAUGUCUUGCCUGAGCCACCGUGUGCCUCAUACCUCAUCCUGCCACAGGCUGUUACAGAGUACAGACCACAUAACGCCUGGCCAGUAACUAGCUCUGGUUAUAGUUAAAAUCUCGGCCGCCAAUGUGGGAGAGCGAUCCCUGUGUCGGCAUCGCUACAGCCUAGUACAGGUGUGCUGCAUGUCGCUUCCCGGACGGCUCCUCUGCGCAUGCUUGAGAAUUUGCAACCGUUGCAAGAUCUCCCGUGUGCAGCCCGGACCCCAGUUGCCACCGCCGCCUUUUAGCGCACACAUACCAGCACGCGGACUCUGCCCAUGUGGGAAAAAAACGCUAAGCAGCAAAAGUGCGCUUAUCGUUGCCUAGUGCAUUUGAAAGAUUUUCCUUAGUAUGGUGACGGCGAGAUCGUUAGAUGUUUGCAGAUUCCGUAGAGAAAACUCACCUCUGAGGACUCGUGUGCAGACGGACACCGCCGCUGACAUCACACACACCGGAGGUUACUCCUGCCGGUACAAAGAUCUCCAUGACUUUGAAUUGCAGGACCCGACCAGAGUUAUUGAGUGGAUUGGUGAAAAAAGUAUCUGCGUCGCUGGGUAUGAUGACACCAAAACAAAUGAGGUUCUCCAGCUGCUCUUCCCACAAAAGCUAAACGUAAAAGAAAACCCGGGUCUGUGUCCAGAGAGAGAUUUAAAGGUGGAACAUGGCGGAUUUUCAGAGCAGCCCGUAUGCAGCCUCAGACAUGUCCCAGGUACCAGCCUCCUCCUCACCAGUGGUCCAGCUUCAGGUGUGGUGCAGGUCUGGCAGAUAGGAGCAGAAGACAAAGAUGUCAUUAAACACGCAGGUUCUAUACAGUCGGACGCCAGUACAGACACAUGGACAAAAAUUGCCACCUCGGCUGCAGCAUCACCAUGUGUAGUGCAUGGAUCUAAGACCAACAGUGUCCACGUCACAGAGAUCGAGUCCACUAAGCAGAUUUACACACUGGCGGAGUCCAGCAGCGAGGCCGUCAGCACCCUUUCCUUCCUGGAUCCCCACACCUUCCACCUGUGCUGUCUGAGCGGCCGGCAGAUCAUGGCUGAUGUCCGGCAGCCCGAGAUUUCCUGCGAGGGCCACGUGGCCCUAGCCACCCCCUCUAGUGCCCAUUGGUGUGCAGCGGUGAAGCCUGCCAAUCAGGACACUCAUGCCAUUAUUGCCAGCCUGUCCUCCGAGGGCCACAUCAUUCUCGCAGACACUCGGAACUUAGUGGCCCCUCUGAAAUGUGCCAGGGGAAACGCCUCGGACUCGGUUCUGUCCCAGAACUUCAUGUGUAUCCGCUGGGCCCCUAGACUGGAGGACUGCCUCUCCAUCUCAGGGUUUGGCAGCAGCGUCCGGAUCUACGACACACAAGACUGGGAUACGGCUGGGAAGGAGGCGGAGGCGCUCUUCACUCACCGAGGUCAUCACUUUAUGGGGGGGUGCGAUGACGGCAGUGCCCCCUGGGUGACCACUCACUCCUGGCACCCGUGGAAAGAGAGUACGCUGGUAUCUGCAGCCAAUGACGGCUCUUUACAUAUCUGGGACUGGGUGGACAGUGCUGCGGGGCGCUGAGAAUAUCCGCAAAUCCCCCAUUAUGCCGUCUGUAGUAUGAUUUUUAUAACAUUUUUGUACAUUACGUUACUUUCAAGAUUCUUAGUGUAAUGUAAUCAGUGUAUUGGCUGCUGGACCGUUAGCUGAGAUGCACCCAUGAGACAGAUCAUCAGGAUUAUUCUAUGCUUGCUGGGGCUUGUAGUCCUACAAGAGCUGGAAAGCUACUGGUCACCAAGCUGUGUACUAGCGUACAUUGCCAAAGUUGAUUCCUUAUACGUAUUUCCAGAUGAUUUAAUAUGCUGUAAUAUGAUAACAUACAGUUUACCUACCCGGCACCAGCAUAAAAACACUCCUGUGUCUUUAUAAUAGCAAAGUGCUAUUUAUUAUCUUUUAAGAACAAAAUACAUUUCUCUCCCAAAGGAGAGUUCUUCGUUAUAUACUGGUAAGAUGGGGCUGUGUCUGACUCCUCUCAUUUACAUAGAAGUAAAGGGAAGUACUCCAGUGCUUGGUGGUUAAGUGUUUACACAGUGUGCGACAGCAGCAGCGGACCAAAAAUAAGAGGCAUCUGUGGCCCAUCUAAAACAACAAUAGGCAGCGCUGUUAUGGUAAUAUAACUGAAACUAGUAUUGGAAAUCAAACAAUUUAAUAAAUCCAGUAAUUCCGAAUGAA